Harpegnathos saltator (Jerdon's jumping ant) is the source of this 1104-nucleotide messenger RNA. RefSeq names its product superoxide-generating NADPH oxidase heavy chain subunit C. The record is from RefSeq and is a predicted model, not a curated record. The transcript is spliced from 2 exons. Lineage: Eukaryota; Metazoa; Arthropoda; Insecta; Hymenoptera; Formicidae. Bases 177 to 1082 code for a protein of 301 amino acids.
CUACACCGUGAGAGUGGCGUUGGAGCAGUACCUUAUUUUGCCCAGAGCCAUUUAUUGAAUUGAAUUGAAUCGAAUCCUAUGUCUAUGGAGCCAGGCUGGUUCAACAGCUAUAAUAGUAUGUUGUAGCAACGUGACUGAAUGUCGUUGUUUACACAUUUCCGAACACGCAUUGUAAGAUGCAAUUUUGUCCACUGUGUAUGCAAAAUGGUAUUAGAAAUAAAAUGAAAGCCUUUCAAAUAAAUUUGGAAGAAACAAUAUGGAGCUGUGAGAAUAUCAAGUGUAUUUGGCCCUUUGGCUACCAAGAUUUGAUGUUCUUUCAAAGAUCAGCUAUCUCACAUAAUUGGAAUGAACCUGAUAUUACUAAAGAAUAUACACCCACAUUGACAGAACUUUCACUUUAUACACCACCUAUGACCCCUAGAGGAGAAGCUCUUGAAUGUGUAACGAGUUCUACAAUGGAAAAUCAACUUGAUGAAUUAUUUUCCAAAAAUGAAACUGUUGGUUUAAGAAACAAAAUUGCAGAUUGUAAUAAGCCACAUGUUAUAUCUGAGCUAGCAAAUAAUAAUUUUGCAAAAGAAAAGGAUAUAAACAUAAAUACUGAUAAACUGAUGCCUAAAAUAAUUAAUAUUGAAAAAGUUAACAUUGAUAUUACUAAGAUUUUUGAAGACAACAAUGUUUCUAAUAAGAGAACACAAGAACAUCCAAUAUCUGCAAUGGGUCCUGUAAAAAAUUAUGGUACUUCAUUGCAUGAUGCCAAUAGCGCCAUGGCAUGGUGCAAUGCAUCUAAUUCGCAUACACCAGACAAAACUGAAAAAGAACAAAAUGAAAGGAACAAUGUACAAACAGAUGAAGUAACAAAUUACUUUGGUACAAGUGCAAACAUAAAUGUAUCAUCAGCUACAAAUGAGAAAGUCAAUAUUGGUAUUAUGAAUAACUCAAAUACAACAAUUCUAUACAAUUCUAUACUGGAUAAUACAAAUGCUAAUGACUCAAAUAUAGAUGAAUUAUUGGAUGAUGUCUUGAAUGAUACAAGUGAUUAUAAAAAUAUUUAUGAAGAUUGGAUAGAUUUGAUAGACAUUUAAUUCAAUGAUUUGUAAAUUUUGU